UAAUGUUUCUCUUCUUACCUUAUUUGACUUUGCAUUUUCGAGAUCGCACUCCUCUGCUUUUAUUUCCAAGUUUCAUAUUUAUUCUCUUAACCGCUGAUAAAAUAACCCCCAUAUAGCUAUAAAGGUCAGAUUCUUCCUUUCCUUUAAUUGCAAGUCCCUUCAAAAUCCGUUGUAAUGUUGUCUUAAUCACAUUUUCAUCUCCUUUUCCAGGAGCAACGGAUGCCGCGGGAACCACUAAAUUCUCUUUUAUUUUAUUUUAUUUUAUUUAAAAACAACGGAAUUAAUUCCAGCGUGGGAAAUCCCACUUGGCCGGGUUCUCCGUUGCUCGCGCGCCCUCUGGCGGCCGCCGCGGAAUCGCCGCCGAAGGAACACGGAAGCGGCAGCGGCGUCGGUCUGCAAGCGAGCGGGGGGUUGGCCAGUUUUCACUAUGGGGUCAGGAGGCGGCGAGAGCUGGACUGCUACCGUUGAGGCUUUCCGGCUGUCCCCUACCGCGUUCCUCUUAGCCCGUGGGGCUGGAGACACCUUGGCGGCCGACCUGUUAAAGGAAUUGCGGAGUGAAAAGCUGGGGGAAGCCAUUAAGCUCUCGAUCCUGUCUUUAUUCUUGGAAUAUCCCACCCUGCUGUGCCCUGAUGCCAAGACGGGUCAGGAAGCCGCAGCCUCUCUCCUCUCCCUCUUUGCCCAAUUGAGCCUCUCCCCCAAGCAUGUCGGCCUCCGUUGCUCCCUGCUCUUUGCCGCAGAAACGGUCCUGGUGGCGACCGACAGCCUGGGCGAAGACUGCCCGACAUCCCACGAACUGCUCUCCGUACUGCUCCACCUGGUGUCUGACCCGAAUGACAGCCGUGGGGGAGUCGCCGAGCGGCCUAUCCGUGCCGCGGCUUGCGAGUGCCUUCGAGAACUGGAGAGCUGCUACUCUGGGUUCCUGUUGCACCGGCUGGAGAUCCUGCGGUCUCUGCAACAGCAGGAGGUCUCGAGCGUCCACCAAGGUUACACCCUGUUGUACAGCGUGGCACUGCGGAACGCCAUCUUCCUCCUGGCCCGGAAUGGACAAGGGUGCUUGGGGGACCUUCUGGCAAGCAACGGAGAGCUGAUGUGGGAGGCUACAAAGGAAGUUGGCAAGCUCUCGCCAGCGGCCCUUGACCAGCUGGUCCUCUUGCCAUCCGCAGCGGACCUCAAGGAGCUAAAAUUGGUGCUCUCGGCUCUUCUGGAGAGCAGCUAUCUCUUAACCUCUGCAGCACAGAGCCAACUCUUGUGCCAUCUGGCUCAGGCGGUGAGUGUCGUCCGCACUCAGUCGCCCGCCAUUUUUAAAGCCCAGCUGGCGCGUCUCUUCGGCACAGCCAGCGUGACUCUGGAACACGCCAUCUUGCAGCUGAAAUCGCUGUUCACCGAUAGUCUCUUCACCGCCGAGGAUGAGUCCUUUCUCCUGCGGCACCUGGUGGGACUGGCGCAGCACCCGGCUCUCCCAGAUCCCGUGAAGCUUUUCCACUUGGAUUGUCUUUUGCACUUCCCUGAAAAUCGGCCGCUGGUCUCCGGAACCGACGAGCGGCUGCCAGUUCUGCUCACGCCCCGUGCUACCUCGGGUCUUUUUCCUGGGUUCUUCCAAGAUCAGGGGACUGUCCUGGCCCGGAUGAAUUUGCUGUGCCUUGUGUGCGUGGAGAAUGAGGGGCCCAGUGCUGAACGUGGGGCGGGUUACCUCCUGGAGCAUGUCCUGGCCCUUGGAGGUCUAGUGGCCCGAGAUGGAGGAUUGGACGCCACGCGGCUUUUCUUCCAAGCAGCCUUCAUUUUUGCCCAAUAUUUUGGCUCGCAGGCCCAGCCCAUGGCAGAACUGACCCGGUGCCUGCUGGAUCUCUACCGUCACAACUGCACCUUAGCUCCGAAUGUCAUCAAUCUGUUGGAUGAGACGUGGAAGAGGCUGGAUGAGUCUAGCUGGGCCAAGACCCUCGCUCAGGCCCUGCAAGAAUUUGUUGUGAGUGUUCCCUUGCAAGAGGAAGACCUAAGUUGGCAUCUCAAGAUUUUAGCCCGGCUGGCAAAGGAGAAGGAAGUUCCCCAAACGAGCACCAUGCACUUCUUAGCUCGCCUGGUCGCCUCGGGGAAACUCGGAGAUUGGCGCUCUGGCCAGAUCCUUCUCAGCGUUUGCCGGAACCUGAUGGUACUUCACCCCUCGCCUGCCCUGUCCCAGCUGGCGGCCCUCCUGCAUGCCAUCUCCCUGAGCCACACAGAUGUCGAUGUCCAAGACCGAGCUGGCUUUUAUUAUACCCUACUCACCAACCUUUCCGGUGAAAAAUUAAGAUCCGUGCUGGUCCCCGAAGGUCCCAUCAAGACUCGGUCGCUAUCCUCAUCCAUCGUUGCCGACAGUGAGAGUUUUGUCGCUGCGUUGACGGUCCACUCAGUGGAUCCAGCCCCUUUGAAGCUGCAGCGUGUCGAGAUUACAGGGGAUAUCCCGGCAGUUCCUCCCGCCGAGCAGGAGGUGGACGGCUACUGCCAGUGGUUGCUGGUGGACCGCGCUCCCUCGCGGCUCAGUUUGGCAUACCGGCUGGUCCACGCGGGGCCUGGCACGUCUCCCUACGACCUCCUCCUCUGUGUGGUGCUUCGGUUCACUUGCACCAGCCGGCAUUACGAGCCAGUGCCCGAACUCUGCAUUCCGUGCCUUUCUGCACAUCGCCCGUCCCCGACAGUGAGACUGACGCUACGGCCGCAUUGCCCGUACCCGACACGGCUGAAUGUUUCUGCCCUUUACACGACGCAAGAUGGAUUGACGCGUUGGAGUCGGCUCGAAAACCUGGAAGUGGACUUUCCAGAUCUUUUCCUACCCAUGCCAGUUCCUGCCUGGUUUUCAGAGAAACAUCGCCAACUUUUCGAUGCGCUCUGGCAGUGCCUACACCCUGACGCCAAAGAAGGGCAUGCCGAGAGCCUCACCGUUUGGCCCUUGCCGCCCCGCUCCUUAGAAGGCUUAAUGCAUGACCAAUUUGGCAGGUACAUCCUGGCUGAGGAAGGCGACGAGUAUAGGAUCGCCCUGACUUUACCGCCUCGGGAUCACAUCCUCUUACAGGUGCGGAGUGUGGACGACGCGGCCCGGGUGAGCAUCCGCACCGACAACUGGAAGCUCCUUCCCUCGCUUAACCACUAUUUGCAGAGUCUGGUAAAGGGCAGUUGACACUGAAGUUCUAAAACUUCUCAGAAAUGUUCCCAAUAAAAAAAAAUUACCUUUUGCAACCUCAGUGUGGUAAAUUGGAUAGAGAAGGAGGAAGAUAUUUGGGGGGGAGGCCCAGUUUUGCAUUUAGAUUUGACAUAGGCCAGAGGGGUUGAAUCUUGGCUACUUUUAAGACUUGUGGACUUCAACUCCCAGAAUUCCGAGGGAGGAUUUCCCGAGGGUGGGGUGGCUCCAUAGCUGGGGCGGAGUCAGCAGCAGCAGGAAGUCAUGCCGGCUGGGGAAUUCUGGGAGUUGAAGUCCACAAGUCUUUCAAGUGACCAAGAUUGGGUCCCUGUGGAAUAAGCGGAGGGAAAGGGGGAACGGAGCGAUGUGUAGCAGUCAAAUCUAGGAAAGGUUGUGGCUUGACGGCAUGGCCCGAAUCGCACAACAGGCUAAGAUAGUGGCUUAGGGUUGCUACCUCAGGCUGAAUGACAAAAGCCGCCAUUUUCACUGUCGGAUUCAUGCGUUGUGCAAAAACCAGAUCAAUAAAGUUCCAAGGA
Ahaetulla prasina is the source of this 3687-nucleotide messenger RNA. RefSeq names its product adaptor related protein complex 5 subunit beta 1 (gene AP5B1). The transcript has 3 exons. Gene Ontology annotation, biological process: endosomal transport. The record is from RefSeq and is a predicted model, not a curated record. The coding region runs from base 428 to 3151 and encodes 907 amino acids. Gene Ontology annotation, cellular component: lysosomal membrane; AP-type membrane coat adaptor complex. NCBI's taxonomy places the organism in Eukaryota, Metazoa, Chordata, Lepidosauria, Squamata, Colubridae.